AUGCGCGCGGCAGCCCCGACCAUCAAUGAGGUUACUUUCGAGCCUGGCGCGCGGGUGCAGGGCGAGGCCCUGGGGAACCUGCAAAACCUCGAUGUGCAUAUCAAUGCCUCGCGGAGGCGGGACGCCCAGCCCAUGACUACGCCGAACGCGGGUGAGCACGUCGAGGCCUUGUUCCAGCAUCUGAACGAUCCCAGGUGCGCGUUGAACUACCUGCGCGGGGAUCAUGGCUUCAUCGCUGACAGGUGCCUGUCGGAUGCUCCUCGAGACGAGAACUACGGCCGACAGCCCGACCCGACCAUCCUCACCGUGCGCUCGAAGUCGACCCACCACAAGCAGGCGAUCGCCAACAUGGUCUCCGAGUGGCUUCAGCCCGCCAACAUGCAGGUCGACACAGACUGGAAGAUCGAAGACCCAGAGAACCAGCCUAUCAUUUACAAGAGAGACGAAUUCCGCCAGUUCAUGGAAGCCGCUCUCAACUGCGAGGAGACACCGCUGCCCCCGCCGCUGAAAGUCGCAUACCACAAGCGCCUCGUGAAAGCAGCUGCCCAGCACGCGAGAACUUGCAUGAUCGUGUGCUCCCCGAACGACCGGCUGUCCCGCCUCACGGUCCUUCGGCCCGCCGACCGCAGCGGCGGCGGCGCCCUCGCAGUCGGCGCGGCCGUCGGCGGCCCGCCGCCGCCCUGCGCGGACGUCGUCGUGUCGCCUUUCGGCGCCGCCCGCGGCGGCGGCGUUCGCGGGCACCGCGGCGGCGGCGUCCGCGGGCACCGCGGCGGUGGCCGUGGCGGCGGCGGCGGCGGCCGCGGCGGCGGCGGCGCCCUUUCGGCCGUGGGUGGCGGCGCGAUCUGCCUCGGCGACAUCAGCAGCGACGACGGGUUCGCGGAGCUCGGCGAGGUGCUGCGGGUGGACACCUACGACCUCGGGGGCGUGGACGUCGGCGUAGGCCAUCACGGCAAGGUUGGCCGCAACUUCCAGGUGUUCUUGCGCGACAACCUCCUCCAGGAGAUCUGCUCACACGCCGAGGCGUUCUGGCUGCGCCGCUCCGCGCGCCGGGCGGUGCUCCGGCGCCUCGCGGAGGACUGCGCGCGCUUCGCGACCGAGGUGCGCCGCAGGGCGGCCGAGCUCCGCUCCGAGGCGGCCAAGGCCCGGCUCGCGAUGCUCCGCGGCGGCGACCUGGAGGGCUACGCGGAGGCACUCGCCGCCACCAAGGAGAGCCGCCUGCAGGAGGUCCUCGAGGAGACGACCCGGAUCCUUGCCGAGCUGCCUCCCCCGUGCGCCGGCGGCGGCGCCGAGAAGCCCCCGUCCCAGGUUCUCCGGAACGGCGAGUUGCUGCCCCACCAGCUCUUCGGAUUCCGCUGGUUGGCGCAGAUCAUCGACAAUCGGAUGAACGGUAUCCUCGCAGAUGACAUGGGACUUGGGAAGACGGUGCAGGUCCUCGCCCUCAUCGGGCACCUCCUGGAGGCCCAGAACGAGAAGGGUCCUCACCUCGUCAUCGUGCCCCUCUCGGUCAUGCACCACUGGGCGGACGAGAUCGUGGUGUGGCUGCCCGACGUGCGGUUCGUCAUCUUCCGCGGCCCGCGCAAGGACAUGAAGGGAAUCAUGGACGAUCUUGGCAAGGGCACCAACGAAGCCAACAUCGUGCUGACAACCUACGAAACGGCCGUGUCUCACCACGAGUUCUUGAGCCGUGUCCCGUGGCAUUUACUGAUCGCGGACGAGGGGCACAAGUUGAAGAACAUCAAGACCAGGGCUGCGCAGGUCUGCCACUCCUUGCCGUGCCGGCGCCGGCUCCUGCUGACGGGCACGCCACUACAGAAUUCCUUGCGCGAGCUCUGGAGCCUUCUCGUCUUCGUGGCGCCGCGGUCUUUCAGCUCGCUGGGCGACUUUGAGCAGUGGUUCGCCCUGCCCAGCGCGCAGGCCCACAGGCGCGAGGACGCCGCGCGGGAGGACGGCGGCCACAGCGAGCCGCCCGCCGAGGUCGUGCAGCCGCUCACCGAGGAGGAAGAGCUGCUCGUGAUCCAGCGCCUCCACAGCGUGCUGCGGCCGUUCCUGCUGCGCCGGACCAAGGGCGCGGUGUUGAAGGACCUCCCCUCGAAGCGCGAGGUGGUGAUCUGGGUGCCGAUCAGCGCGUGGCAGAGGACCCUCUACCGCAGGGGCCUGCGCGGCGCCCGCUCGGAGAGCGACGACGUUGCCGCUAAGGCCUCGAUGAUGGCGCUGCGCAAGGCGCUCAACCACCCCUGCCACUUCCUGCCGGAGAAG
This is a messenger RNA of Prorocentrum cordatum, 2256 nucleotides long. Lineage: Eukaryota; Dinophyceae; Prorocentrales; Prorocentraceae. The record is from the annotation of a GenBank genome assembly.